AGUUCUUUAAACGCUGUCAGCCCUUUGUUCGGAUUCUUGACGGGUCCACGCGCCUUUUAAGCCAGCGUACAGUGAAAGUGCCGGCUUAUGUCGGAGUGACUGUUGCGGGGAUAGGGCUCUUGUGAGGCUUUUUCAGCACCACGGGGAGCGACCCCGCCGCUCCUCCCGCCGCCUGCAUAAUUAAUCCGUAAAGAAGUCGUUCAAUCCUCCGCCCAGCCGUCGCGCCAUUGGUCGAGUGCUAAUCUACUUCCUGAUUUGCUGCUGUCAGUCUCGAUCCAAAUAAAUAGUAAUGUACCUGUACCAGCGUGCACAGGUUGCCAACGAGACUGCGUUCCAGCUUUUAAGGUCCUGAAGACUGGGACCAACCGAGCGAUUCUGUUUGCGACACAGGCAUCAAAAGCCCCACGGAUUGUCCCUGGUUUUUUUUUUUUUUAACUUUUGAGAUGAAUCUGAACUACACUUCUCCGGUCCCCCAGAUGCCGACUCAAAGGUCAACGUCGUUCUUCAUUGAAGAUAUUUUACUACAUAAACCUAAACCUUUGCGAGAGGUGUUUCCCUCGCCCUUUUCAAACUCUCUUGCCUCCCGGAUGCCUCUUAUAGAGUAUGGAUACCCGCUCAUGCCUACACCGAUACUGGCUCCUCAUCCGCAUCACCCGCUACACAAACCUGAACACCACCCGUACUUUUUCACCUCCGGAAUGCAGAUGCCUGCGUUAUUUCAGCAUCAUCCCGAAUUACCAGGGAAGCACUGCAGACGCAGAAAGGCCAGAACAGUGUUCUCAGACUCACAGUUAUCCGGACUCGAGAAAAGGUUCGAGAUCCAGAGAUAUCUGUCCACACCCGAGCGCGUGGAACUGGCCACGGCGCUCAGUCUGUCGGAAACACAGGUAAAGACGUGGUUUCAAAACCGGAGGAUGAAGCAUAAAAAACAACUGAGGAAAACGCAAGAUGACCAGAAAAACCCAAACGAUGUAGACAGAUCGCUGGAGAACACGAGCGAGAGCGAAACGCACGAAAAAAGCACAGACGGUAAAAACGGCAUGAGUCCGGACAGAUACACGCUGGACGACAAUGAAGAUGAUGUCGAUAUCGAAGACGACAUCUGCUCUCCUGAACAUUUACUCUAGUGUUAUCACCCCGUGAACAAAAAAUGUACAUAUGAAUUACAGUCUUUUAGAUAGGAAAUUAUAUCGGGGUUUUUUUUAUUAAUAUUAUUUUUUAUCAUGAUUUUAUUUUGAGAGCAUUGGUCUAAUGUUAUUCUGUUCAAGCGCUUAAGAAAAUUCUGAACAGCUGAGGGACUUUAAAAUGAUACGUGUCUAUUCCAUAUUAUUAUUAUUACUAUUACUAUUAUUAUUACUGCAAUAGCCAUGGCUUUGUGUCCCACGACUCUGACCAUUUUUGUAAAUGUGGAAUGAAUGAUAAUGUACUGACAGCCUGUAAAUAGAUUUACGAUAUGUACUUGAUAAAUAAUCGUUCGAGAGAUGUAACAGUUCAUUUUCAUUCCGAUUGAAGUGUAACAUUUGACAUUUUCAGCACUUUCGCGGGACGAUGAUGAUAUCGGUUGGCAUGCUGUGGACCGACAUAUUUAUGAACUCUAAAACUGUGACUUGUCAUUUGUUAAAACAGAUAAUGUAUAUAAACAAAUGUACAUUGAGUGAAUUAUCCAAGACCGUUCCUAAACGAGCAGCGUCUUUUUUUGUGUGCUUUGAAAGCUUUUCGUGAUUUCCUCAGAUCCAUAAAAGCUGCGGGUUAUCACAAUUUCGAACAUUACUAGAGAAACGAAUAACGCUCCGAAUUAUUGCAUAGCCUAACUACCAAUAACGGUAACACUAACGACGCGUGGAAGUAAUAUCAGACUAAAUAUAAUAAGAAAUCACUUAAAACAAUCAAUUAAU
Molecule: messenger RNA, 1895 nt
Organism: Puntigrus tetrazona (Sumatra barb)
Lineage: Eukaryota; Metazoa; Chordata; Actinopteri; Cypriniformes; Cyprinidae
Gene: bsx
Product: brain-specific homeobox
Exons: 3
Coding region: 444-1127 (227 amino acids)
Biological process (GO): regulation of DNA-templated transcription
Molecular function (GO): DNA-binding transcription factor activity, RNA polymerase II-specific; DNA binding
Source: RefSeq, a predicted model, not a curated record